This is a messenger RNA of Lodderomyces elongisporus, 213 nucleotides long. RefSeq lists its product as uncharacterized. The transcript has a single exon. NCBI's taxonomy places the organism in Eukaryota, Fungi, Ascomycota, Pichiomycetes, Serinales, Debaryomycetaceae. The coding region runs from base 1 to 213 and encodes 70 amino acids. The record is from RefSeq and is a predicted model, not a curated record.
AUGAUAAAUAUUAGUGGUGGUAGCGGUCGUAGUAAUGGUGGUGGUGGUGGUGGUGGUAGUGGUGGUAGUGGUGGUAGUGGUGGUAGUAGUAGUAGUAGUGGUGGUGGUAGUAGUAGUAGUGGUGGUGGUAGUAGUAGUAGUGGUGGUGGUGGUAGUAGUAGUAGUAGUGGUAGUAAUACUAUUACUUCACGAGCAAACAAUGAUUUAAUGUAA